This is a messenger RNA of Pelagomonas calceolata, 2385 nucleotides long. The record is from the annotation of a GenBank genome assembly. Lineage: Eukaryota; Pelagophyceae; Pelagomonadales; Pelagomonadaceae.
CUAGUGUCUUACGACCGCUAGCUCGAGCGCGAGCUGAAAUUCAAAAGCACGCAGCCAACAGCUGGUCAGAGGACAAGCAUAGACUGCCUGGGUCAGCAUCGAUCGCGCUCUUUCAAAAGCACAAGCGUCGCCGCGUAUAGCUAGGCCAAAUCCACAGAUUAGACACAGCCCCGCUGCCCUGCUCCAGCAUCGAUGGCCGAGAUCGUAGAUCUGACCGCUGACUCGCCUCCAGACGCACCACAACCAGCAGAUGACAGCGCGGUCGUAGCACGCCUCGAGCUCUUCACCGGCGCGAGCGCCGACGCCGCGCGCGCCGCGCUGCGAGCCCACGGCAACGACGCCGACGCUGCGGCGGCGGCGUUGCUUGGCUCUAUACCGGACGCGCGGGCCACCGACGCCGACCUCGCCGCUAUCCGGCGCCUGCGCGACGAGGAGCGCGCCAGCGCGCCGCCGACGCCGUCGACGAGCGGCGCUGCUGCGCCCACGCCGUCGGUGAAGGAAAUGAAGGCGGCCAUCGCUGCCGCGGGCCUCGCCACCGCCGACCUGCUCGAACGCGCCGACGUCGAGGCGCGCUACGCCGAGGCCCUCGCGCCGGCGGCGAGCGCCGCCGACCUCGCCGCGAUCCGGCGUCUGCGCGACGAGCAGAACGGGUCCAUGGCCCGGCAGCUCGCCGAGGCGCGCCGAAAACGCGCCGCGCACCACGCGUCGCGGCCGCCCCCGUCCGUGACCGGCGAGCUCAAAGUAUGUACAUUCAACGUCUGGUUCGAGCACGAGGACACGUUUGCCAAGCGCAUGGCCGCGAUCGCGCGCGAGUGCGCCGGGGCUGAUAUUGUUGGGUUCCAGGAGGUCACAGACGAGUCGUUUCCGUUCCUGGAGGCCGCCCUGAAACGUCAGGGCUUCCGGGGGCUCCUGAAGCAGGCCGCGCCGGCGCCCUACUACUGCUGCGUCGCCUCGAAGAAGCCGCUGCGUCAAGCAAGGACGCAUCACUUCCAACGGUCGAUGAUGGGCCGCGGCGUGCUGCUGGCCGUCGCGUCGUGGGGCGACGUGGACGUCCAUGUGGGUGUCGUCCACCUCGAGUCCUUCGUCGGCAAGGAGCACGACGCGGCCGUGCGCGCGGAACGCAGGCGCCAGCUCGCCGCGGCCGGCGCCGAGCUCCAGGGGCGGGCGGGCACCGGCCUCGCGGUCCUGCUAGGCGACUGCAACUGGGACGACAGGGACGGCGCCGUGCCUCUAAACGGUUCGGACUGGCGCGACGCCUGGGAGGAGGCGGGCUACCCGCGGGACGCGCAGUACACGUACGACGGUCGCGCGAACCGCAUGCUGAGCCACCGCUACCAGAACCGCUACGACCGCGUCUUUUUGUUCGACGGUUCGAAGCUUGCACGCGUCGCCGGCUUUGCGCUCAUCGGCACGGCGCGGCUGCCGGACCUGACGAUUACGGACCGCCACAAGCGCGUGCUGCCCGCGUACCCCUCGGACCACUUUGGGGCCGUCGCGACGCUCGCGCCGGCCGGCCAGAAGCCUUCUUCGGCGGCGACGGCGGCGAAACCAGUGGUGGCGGCACCGGCUCCGAAGCCGGCGCCGAAGUCGGCGGCCGCGAGCUUCUUUGCGCCCCGGACAAAAAAAGCGAAGACGGCCGCAACAGUAAAAUACCGCGGCGCGGCGAUCCCGGACGGCUGGCAGCUCGUCGACGACGCGCUGCUCGUCAGGCGCUUUGGAGGGUCUCCGCAGGAUGUGAGGCGCCUCGCGGGCUUCGUGCUUGACCAGCGUCGUUUGAACUUUGGCCUUCAAAUGUUGGAUGGCGUCGACGGUCGAGAGCACUCCGACCCCUCCGGGACGCCAUCGACGCACACAGGAUUUCGACGACACGCUGUCGCCGCUCGACUGGGGCCGGCCGGACGCGUGGUCGCACCUCUACGGCCACGCGCCGCGGGUCAUUCGGCAGCUCGCAGCCGACGGCCAUGCUAUUGUCGUCCUCUCGAACGAGUGCCUCGACCGGUACAAGCCAGUGCAUAAAUCAAAUUGUCGCGGCACGAUCGUGCACCCGACUCACCGGUUAAUUUGCGCACAGGUACAAGCGCCUCGACUACCUGGUGAAGAAGAUGCGCGACAAGUGUUCAAAGAUCGGCUCCUGGGCGAACGACGUCGGCGUGCCUGUCCUGGCACUGGUUGCGCUGUCGAAGCAGGACGAGACGAAAUACCACAAGUCCCAGGGCGACGGCAUGUGGCGGAAAGCGUGCGCGGACCGCGGCGUGAGCGGCGGCUUCUACGUGGGCGACGCGGCCGACGACGAGAGCCUGGCGCGCUUCGCGGGCGUGCCGUUCCACCACGUGAAGGAGUUCUUCGAGCGGAUGCACAAGGCGUCCUAGAGUACUUGUAGUAAGA